This is a messenger RNA of Zootermopsis nevadensis, 1306 nucleotides long. RefSeq lists its product as uncharacterized. Lineage: Eukaryota; Metazoa; Arthropoda; Insecta; Blattodea; Termopsidae. The record is from RefSeq and is a predicted model, not a curated record.
GAACAUAUAUCGGUUGGUAUGGUUACCAAAAAUAACUAUUCACUAAGAGCACAUGUAAAGCGCGGUAUACAGUUGUGUUGUAGCACAAAUUAUUAAGUUUACACUAAGGAAAUAAUUUUGGAAUAGCUACGAUGGAUGCUCUACAGGGGCAACUGAACACACUGAGAGAAAUUAUGGAAUCAUUUCCUGUAGGAGCAGCAACAAGUGUGGACUAUUCUCUGGAGAAUGAAAUUAGAAGAUCUGUCAACACAAUCUCUUUGGCCAAUGCCAAACUGUUGAUGUUGAAAGCUCAGGACAGGAAGCGAAAACUUCCACAAGACAGGGAGUCACUGGAUCUCUACCAGCUCCCUGAGGUGCUGGGUGAAUAUGACGAAGAAAUAACAAAGGCCAGUGUGCGCAAAUUAGCAUGGAGGCAUUCUGCCGAGGCAUCUCAUGUCCGUAGAUUGAUGUCAGAUGCGGUGUCAGCUGAGCCAGGAAUUUUCACAGAGUCUUUUCAGAGCACAGUGGAUCUACUGAAUGCAGUGAUUGGCCUGAACAGUCAACUGAGGGGUGUGCUGAAGGAGCAGCGAGAUACAGCACUACAGAUUAUAACCAAAAAACAGGAAUUGCAGCACAAGCUGGAUGAUUACAAGGAGCUAUUGGUAGCACAGGAAGUGGAGCGGCAUGAACGUGCCACUGCGAAAGAACGGGAGAACAUGGAGCAAAAGAAGCGAUUGCAGUUGAGACUGGAGAAACUGAACGUGAUGCGGAUGCUCAUGACAAACCUUCUAAGCAUCAGCAACACUGACUAUAUCAAGCAUCAAGAGUGGACCAACAUACUUAUUGAGAAGCAAGGGUUUAUAUCAGUGGAGACCCUCAUGGCUUCCAACACUGCAGUACAAUGAAAAGCACAUUCAGUAACAGACCCUAUGGUCUUUGAACUUGGUUCCAACAUUUUAUAAACAUCUCUGUAGUAUUCAUACUGUUUACAAUCAUUUUAUACGGGAAAACCUCAUAAGUAUUCUACCAAUAGAACCUUCCACUGAAAACACGUGGUUUUCAAGCAGCUGACAAAACUUGUGGCAUGUCAUGAUGUAAUUUCCAAACACUGCAAAAAGAUACAUAAAUCUCUUAUGGAGAUAGCCACAAAUCAUGGAACCAUCAAGUCAGACAUGCUGAAAUUCUGCCAGUGGAAGGAAUAAACCUAUGGCCUAAACACAUUAUAAAGAAAAUUUACACAGAUUACAGUAGAAUGUUGUUUUGCAUGCAUUUUUGAUCUCUGUAAAAAGUUUACAUUCACACAUUAAAGUUUCUUUUGCGAAGUACA